This is a messenger RNA of Hyla sarda, 1445 nucleotides long. It is a transcript of the gene RD3, whose product is annotated as RD3 regulator of GUCY2D. NCBI's taxonomy places the organism in Eukaryota, Metazoa, Chordata, Amphibia, Anura, Hylidae. The transcript has 3 exons. The record is from RefSeq and is a predicted model, not a curated record. Bases 384 to 977 code for a protein of 197 amino acids.
GAAGACACUGUAUUCCUCCAGCUGACUCACCCUGACUACACGUUACUCUGUGACUACUGCCAGCCUGCUACUCCUACAGCUGAAUCCUACUAACCCACAGGGGGCACCCGCCACCCUCCCUGAGCCGGGCGUAUACUGUCUCAUCCCAGGUCCCUAACACCUUGGCACAGUCUGGAGAUGCUGUGUGACAACCUGAGCUUCUUCUACUUUGUCUCCUGAAGCAUCAUGUGCAUGGCAAACUAGAGAUCGCUGCAAAUUCUGCGCCGUGCCAGGGUGCCAAGGCUGUGAACAUUAACCCUUACCCUGGAGGGAGCGGCAUCCCCUUCUUCAUCGUUGGCAUCGUCGCUGGCUGAGGUGAUCAUAAGUUUAACCUUUGGGGAAGUAUGGCGCUGACCUCCUGGUUUCGGUGGAAUGAGACCAACCUGAGACUUUCCCAGAGAAACCCCGCCGACAUGGUGGUGGAGACCUUGAUGAUGGAGCUGAGCUGGCAAAUGAAACAAGCCGAGAAACAGCAGCGAGAGAAGGAGAACGAAUACAGGAAGAUUAAGACUGGGGUGGACUACAGCUGGCUGGUUAGUUACCCCAAGCAUAGCUACGACAUCAGCCCCAUGGAGAGGCUACAGCUGGAGGACUGCUGCAGCACAAUCCAUCCAUCCUACUGCGGACCAGUCAUCCUCAGAUUUCGGCAGAUGGUCGCAGAGUAUGAACCAGAUGUGCAGGAGGUGCCCCGUCUCUUUCGGGCAGUUCUUCAAGAAGCUUCUGAGAAAAUGAAAGAAGAGGAGGAUGCAAAGAAACUUGCCAGGCAGUGGAAUACAAAGAGAGCCAUGAGCUUGUCCCUCACCACCUUCAAGUCCCGAGCCAGGAUCUACCCAUUCACGAGUGACAUUAAGACCAUUUCGGAGGAUGUAGAACGAGAAGUCGAGCCCAAUCGCAGAGUCUGGAGCAUGCCAGAGUUCCGAAACAACAAAGAUGACUAGAGAACGAAUGACAAUAGGGAGACUACCGGGGACAAUUUGGCCUUUGUAUUUUGCACUUAAUGAAAAUAAGUCCUACAUUUUUAUAGACAAUAUAGAAAGUGUUUGGUUAAUGUUAUACUUUCAGGACGGCCAUUAUAUUGAAAACUGAUCAAGGCGUAAUCUUGUAGACUUGCAGAAUAUGGCUUUUUAGCAUUAAAGAAAAACACCAGAGUUCUUUGUAAAAGUCACCUUAUCAUGUUUUUGUUGUCUAAAAAGGGCUUAAAGGAGUACUCUAUCAAAAAUGUACUUAUCCCUCAUCCAGCAUAGGGGAUAAGUAGCUGAUCGUGGGGGAUUUGACCGCUGGGGCCCCCCUGCAUCUCCAGGAUGGGACAAUGGCGCUUUCAGUGAGGAGCUUGUGUCGUCUACUGGUAGACGUCACACACUCAUGGGGAGAUUCAUCAAAAUCUGUGCAGAGGAAGAGUGGUGUAG